AUGCUAGUGCUGCCUCCUGAAAUCAAAUUUGAACCUUCUAAUGUCACCAGAAAUUCCCUUGACAGUUGUUUUCUUUUUGAGAGAAGUUGGAGGAAAGCAGUUUUAGAAACACAAAAGAUGAGGAAAGAAUACACCACAGCAUUUGGUCUAGAAGAAUUCAAAGAAUGUGUCAAAAUGCCAUAUUUACCAGGAUUGCAAAAUUGCCAAAAAAGUGUAAGUUCCACUCCACUAGAGGUUCAUAAAAGACUCCUGCAUGCUGAUACCGAGAUGCCUCCUGUCAGGUUAAAGAAGACUAAGCCAGCAUGUACUGUGGCACCACUUCAGGAGAAAUCAAAAGGACUCUUAAGGCAUUCUAAUUCUCCUUCCAUCAAUUUUGUUUCUGGCUUCAGCGAUCCUCUCGCUGGAGCACCAUCUCAGUACUUACAGAGACUUUCUAAAAUGGCCAUUUUGGAGUAUGAUACCAUUCGUCAAGAAACAACCAGAAAAUUAAAAAAGAGCAAGAAACAAGAGCUUUGAGACUGCUGAUUAUCCUUUGGUGUGAUGCUUUCUUCACUGACUUUUAAGGUAGCUCCAGGGAGUAAUAAGAGAACUGAGAAGAGUACGGUGUCUCCAGGAUUUCUUUGGGUCUGCCUUUCCUUCUGUGCAAAGUCUCUGUACAUUUUAUAUUCCAAGUUCUUCCCAAGAUAAUUCGAAGACUGGUGCAGAGGGAGAAGACCCUGAGCUUUCAAUCACAUCACUUGCAGACAACCCUCCACCU
Molecule: messenger RNA, 757 nt
Organism: Eubalaena glacialis (North Atlantic right whale)
Lineage: Eukaryota; Metazoa; Chordata; Mammalia; Artiodactyla; Balaenidae
Gene: C17H8orf89
Product: chromosome 17 C8orf89 homolog
Exons: 6
Coding region: 1-516 (171 amino acids)
Source: RefSeq, a predicted model, not a curated record